AGGGGGGAGAGGAAGGGGGAGGGAGAGGGGAGGAGGGAGAGGAUGGGGAGGAGGGGAAGGAGGGGGGUUUCAGUGAGAGAAUGAACAGGAGGCUAUGGGAGGAGUGGGAGAGGGAGGAGGAGGAGGUGGAGAGGGGGGAGAGAGAGUGGGAAAAGGAGGAGGAAGAGGAGAAGGGGGGAAAGGCGGAGGAGUCGGAACGGCAGAAGGGCCAAGGGGGGGAUGAGCAGCAGGAGGGCAAGAGAGGCGAGGGCAUGGGAUUUGACAUAGGGGGAGAGGGACAGCUGGUGGUCAAUAUGAGGGACAAGGGCGGAGCCACGGCUCUGUUUCUUGCUGCAGAGGCCGGCGACGCGAGUGUGGCAGAGAAGGGACGCCUGGUGGUGAGCAUGAGGGACAAGGGAGGAGCCACGACUCUGUUUCUCGCAGCAGAGGCUGGUGACGCGGGCGAAGGGGGAGAGGGGCGGCUGAUGGUGGGCAUGAGGGACAAGGGCGGAGCCACGGCUCUGUUUCUUGCUGCAGAGGCUGGGGAUGCGUGGACUGUGGAGGUGGGUGGGUGGGAUGAGGAGGAUGUGAGUGCAAGCAGGUUGGGGGGGGGCACGGGGGGUUGUCACUCAUGGUGGAAGCGGGUUGGGGGGGGGGACGGGGGGUUGUCACUCAUGGUGGAAGCGGGUUGGGGGGGGGGGCACGGGGGGAAUGGUCGUAGAAAGGAGGAGCCACAGCACUGUUGCAAGCGGGUUGGCGGGGGGCACGGGGGGAAUGGGUGUAGAAAGGAGGAGCCACAGGGGCGAGGAGACGCCUCUCUACAUCGCACAACUGAAGGGCCACCUGUGGGUGGUGCGCUGGUCACACGCCCUUACACUCCUGUGCCAUGCCUCUCUGUCUCUCGCUCAUUCCCUUCCACAGGUGCUGUUGAAAGCAGGCGCGCACAUGGCAGUAGGCAACAGAGGCGAGGAGACACCUCUCUACAUCGCCUCACUCAAGGGCCACCUUUGGGUGGUGCGGCGGCUGCUGGGGCACUGCAGGAUGAGAGGACUGGACUGGCAGGCAGAUGCGAGCUUGCACAGGGGAGGCUCCGGGUGGACACCCCUCAUGGCAGCAGCACUGUCCAACCACACCCACGUGCUGCACACACUGCUGACUCACCAUGUACACACCCACCAAUCUCAUGA
Molecule: messenger RNA, 1166 nt
Organism: Closterium sp. Naga37s-1
Lineage: Eukaryota; Viridiplantae; Streptophyta; Zygnematophyceae; Desmidiales; Closteriaceae
Source: the annotation of a GenBank genome assembly